Gasterosteus aculeatus aculeatus (three-spined stickleback) is the source of this 1350-nucleotide messenger RNA. It is a transcript of the gene pheta2, whose product is annotated as PH domain containing endocytic trafficking adaptor 2. Gene Ontology annotation, cellular component: early endosome; trans-Golgi network; recycling endosome. The record is from RefSeq and is a predicted model, not a curated record. Gene Ontology annotation, biological process: receptor recycling; endosome organization; retrograde transport, endosome to Golgi. NCBI's taxonomy places the organism in Eukaryota, Metazoa, Chordata, Actinopteri, Perciformes, Gasterosteidae.
CUGGCUGUGGAUGCUUCAAACGGGUCGAGAACAAUCGGCCUCAUGUUGAAGACCGGCGAGGACCAAGAAUAAGAUCUCUGGAAAUGUAAAUAAUGCAAAGACAGUGAAUCUGUGAGGGAUCGUCACUGGCAGAGGUGUUGGGAUGAAGCUCCAUGAGAAGAUCUUGACCCAUUAUCUCUCAUGCACCUCUCCUGUCGACAAAGAGGGAUAUCUCUACAAAAAGAAAGAGAGAAACGCCACCUACCGCCGGCGCUGGUUCGUCCUGAAGGCCAACCUGCUCUUCUACCAGGAGCGUCCGGGGGACCGUCACCUGCUGGGGGUCAUCGUGCUGGAGGGGUGCUCGGUCCGGCGCUCGGAGUCCGACGUAGAGUUUGCCUUCUCCCUGGUGUUCGAGGGGCCGGGACUCAAAACCUACAGGUUUGCAGCGCGGGACGGCCAGACUCAGGAGAGCUGGGUGCAAACUCUGGUCUCCGCCAGCCACUGUUACCUCUCCCUGCUGGUGGGGGACCUGGGGAGGCAGUAUGAAGAAGCCAAACAGCAACAGGGCUCCGGAGGGGCCCGUCCCCAGAGCUCCUGGUCCAAACAGCCCGCCGGCGACCUCGCCCUCGCCGCGCAGGGGCCGACCGCCGAGGUCAGACCGGGGAGGAGCUUCAGUGCCGGCACGGUUCUACAAGCCCCGUCGAUGCCCACCAAGGCGGUGGCUAAAAAGUCCCCUAAGCUGUGGCCCAGGAGACACGCUCACGUCACGCCGCUCAAUGGGCCGGCGCCCUCGUACGGCGAAUGGCCCCUGGUGGGUUUCGAUCCCCUCGAGGACUUUGGUAAACUUCACGAUCAUUACGGCCAGGAAGUGAAGAGAGCGAGAGAGGAGUGGCUGAGGAGUCGACGGGCGCGAGAGGAGCACACGGACGGGGAACUCGUCAGCCUCGAGUGAAGGAAGCGCCGCAUCUCACCACCGCUAGAGAGGAAGUGAGAUCAUGUGUGUCAAAAGGGAAGUGAUGAGGGUUCGAUUGUGUUUGAGGCCGAGGACGCCUGCGCACGUGCUAAAUGUUCCCUCCGUCUCGUACGCUGGCAGCCGUAAACGGUCCCCAGCAUGUACCAAGGAACAAGAGACGAUGCGCACACAGAGGAGUCAUAACACAUGUUGUAAUUCAUCCGUGGAAGAAGCCCUCGUUGUUUGUGCUGCUAAUUGUGUUAAAUAUAUUCCUGCAUAUCUGCUAAGCGGUUUAGUCUUCGAAUGACACCAUUUUAAAGUGUAUCCAUCACAUAGAAAGGUUUUCUGUUGCAGUAUUAAGCAAAUUUGUAUUAUAUAUUUUCAAAUGCAUAGAAAAUAAAACUUGUUGACUAAAAUGU